This is a messenger RNA of Aaosphaeria arxii CBS 175.79, 912 nucleotides long. Its product is annotated as haloacid dehalogenase. Lineage: Eukaryota; Fungi; Ascomycota; Dothideomycetes; Pleosporales. Gene Ontology annotation, molecular function: hydrolase activity, acting on halide bonds, in C-halide compounds. The coding region runs from base 154 to 912 and encodes 252 amino acids. The transcript has 2 exons. The record is from RefSeq and is a predicted model, not a curated record.
CUUUCCCCAUUACGACGUUACGACAACGCAAACAUAAACCCAUCUAUCGAUCAAUGCUCAUGAAACAAAACACCUUAAACAAAGCACCAUUCAUCCUAGACAACUAAGAAAAUAAGAAAGAGAUAGAAACUGGCCCACAACCCCUCCUCCAUUAUGUCCCCCUCCAUAGUCCUAGCCUUCGACGUCUACGGCACCCUCCUCUCCACCUCCUCCAUCGCCUCAAAGCUAUCCCAGCACUUCGGCGCCGCCCACGACGCGGACGCUCUGGCGACUGAAUGGCGGAGGACGCAAUUGGAGUACACGUUCCGGUUGAACAGUAUGGGUAAAUACCACCCCUUCACAGCCGUAACACGCACCUCGCUCCUACAAACCCUGCUCUCCGCUUCCAUCCCCACCCCCACGGAGGAAACGAUCUCAGACAUCAUGGCCGCGUACGACGCGCUAGAGGCAUUCCCGGACGUUGCGCCUCUCCUUACGCAGCUCGAGUCCCCCCCUUCGUCGUCGGUUGACAAGGUGACGGCUGUGUUGUUUUCGAACGGCACGCGCGACAUGAUCGCCUCGUCUAUGGCGAACUCGCGGGGGAUGAAGGGAAGGGGGAAUGUGUUUGGGAAGGUGGUUGUGGUGGAUGAUGUGGUGCGGAGGUAUAAGCCGGCGCCUGAGGUGUACAGGCACCUGUGUGAAGAGGUUGGGAGGGAAGAGGGGGAGGGGGUGUGGUUGGUUAGUGGGAAUCCGUUUGAUGUUGUCGGGGCGAAGGCUUUUGGGCUGAGGGCUGCUUGGGUGGAUAGGGAGGGGAGGGGGUGGGUGGAUAGGUUGUUGGAUGGGGAUGAGGAGGGACUGAGGCCGGAUGUUGUUGUUAGGGGGGUUGAUGAGGUCGUUGGGAGGGUUGAGGAGUUCUUGGGGACGGGGAAGUAG